CCAGAGGCAAAGCGUCAGAAAGCAGCGCGUUGCUGCAGCUGCUGAUGCGCUCCUGUGACGCGGUGUGACUUCACACGGAGGCUGGAGGAGACGCCAACGCUCCGCGCUGCUCUCCCCUCGACUCCUCUCGGUCUGUGGGCGACCAUCAUCCUGCACAAAGCCGGAGGGAUGGAAGCUGCGGGCGCGUACGGCGCCAGGAAAGCCGGGAGCGUCAGUUUUGACCCGGUUGCGUUCUUCACGCAUCCCCGCACCAUCUUCAGACUGCUGUCGUGGGUCUUCUCCAUAGUGGUGUUCAGCUGCAUUGUCAACGAAGGCUACAUCAACAUUGGGAGUGAGCGUUUGCUCUGCGUCUUUAAUAACAACGCUGAUGCCUGUAACUAUGGACUCACGCUGGGUGUGGGCUGCUUCCUUGGCAGCCUCUGCUUCCUGGUCCUGGACUUUUACUUUCCUUCCAUGAGCAACAUAAAGGACAGAAAGCGUGCCGUUCUGCUGGACCUUAUAUUCUCUGGUCUGGCCAGCUUUCUGUGGUUUGUUGGCUUCUGUUUUCUGGCGAAUCAGUGGCAGGCGACCUCUCCAGAUCAGCUGCCAUUGGAUCAGGGUUCGGACGCCGCCAGAGCCACCAUCGCUUUCUGCUUCUUCUCCAUCCUUACAUGGGCUGUGCUGACCUUGAGUGCCCUUCGACGCUACUUAACUGGCAGCAACACAAACUUGUUCACUUGGCAGCAUCUGGAACCAUACCCACGCAAUGUUCGAGCGACACCGUAUCCUAUCCCCAACGGCACCACCAUAGUAACCACCAAUCCUUAUCAAGCCCCACCCUUCACUGAAACCCUGGACCCACAGAAACUCACACAACAAAGACCCAUGGCUCCCGCCUUCUAGAGAGGAGCUUGGAAAAAGCACGAGGGGUGUGAGCUGAUUGAGUUCACUCACGACGCAGGCACAGGCAACUUCCAUCCUCUCUGGGGCUUGACAGGAUGUUAGAUUUACUGUUACCAUGGUAACUGCUGACGGAGUAGUUAGUCGUAACCCUCUUUGUCAAGACUAGUGUCCUCUGUUCACUCGAUGCACGCAGCUGUAUUCUUACCCACCACCAGUAACAGCUACACACACACAUCUGGAAACACACAGACGCACACACUGCACACUCAUUUAGUGAAGUACAGGCUAACAACGAUGUAGAUCCGCGAUGGCGCUCCAUCUGCAUACUGACGAGACACGGUUGAAGAAAUGUGGAAGCAUUCCAUCUGCUUCUCUCUGCAGUCGCUCUGACCAAUCAAAGACUGCCUUAGGAGAUUCCUGGCCUACCAUUGGCUAAAAUUUAAUAAGUUUGGCCAAUAGAUUUUGAGCAACGUAAAGAGGGGGUCAAAUAUUUCAGAAAAUGUUACGUUUUCUUGGCAGUAGCAUAAAUAGCAGGACUGCUUAAUGCAUUCUGGCUUGUACAAAGUUUUGGUGUGAAAUAUUCAUGUGAUUAAAUAUUUUAUUGUGAUAUGUUGAAGCAAGCAGGAAAAAGACAAUAAAAUCUUUCCACCAGCUUU
This is a messenger RNA of Oryzias latipes (Japanese medaka), 1538 nucleotides long. RefSeq names its product synaptogyrin-3. Gene Ontology annotation, cellular component: synaptic vesicle membrane; neuromuscular junction. The record is from RefSeq and is a predicted model, not a curated record. NCBI's taxonomy places the organism in Eukaryota, Metazoa, Chordata, Actinopteri, Beloniformes, Adrianichthyidae.